AAGUUACAGGAUGCCCAGCAAAAUUCGACCGUUGCCUGCCUCACUAAAGUUGCCGACCGUUGGGCGGACUCGCACGGCUUAAGGGGAAGCCGCCGCCGCGCUUACCAAAAACCAACACAGGAUCAUCACGCUUCGAUCUACCAUCCUUCCUUUUCUGCCUUCCGAUCUCACAUCUACCCCAAACUUUCCAAACCAAGCCGAAGCUUCCAAUCCAAAUGGCGGAGCCCCUGAAGAACGACGCCCACGUCGUGGAGAUCCCGGUCACCGGCGACGGGGCCGGCGCGUUCCUCGGCAAGGCGGCGGCGCCGGGGCACCACCACCCGCUGGGCGAGAUCGCCGACAGCGGGGGCCACCUGCUGCUGCUCAAGCUGUGGCAGCGGGAGGAGUCGCGCCUCACCCGCCGCGCGUGCGCGCUCGAGGCGCUCAUGGACGCGGCCCGCCGGGACGCCUUCUACCUCUGCGCCGCCUUCCUCGCCCUCCACGGCCUCUCCCUCGCGCUCCUCUUCGCCGCCUCCGUCGCCGCGGGGACCCCCUCGCGUGCCUGCGGGAGGUGGUGGGCGCCCUCGUCCCUCUCCCUGGCCGCCUCCCUCGCGCUCGCCGCCGCCGUGCAGCUCCGGGUCUGCGCCUACUGGCGCGCCGCGCGGCGGCUGCGGCGGGAGCGCGGCGACGCCCGGGCACUCGCGCGGUGCGUGCAGGAGCUGCGCCUCAAGGGCGCGUCCUUCGACCUCUCCAAGGAGCCGCAGUGCGGGCUGACCAGGGCCAACUGCGCCAGCGUCGAGGGCGCCGGGGCGUGGGGACCGCUCCAGUGGUGCUACCGCAACGUCGUCACCGCCUGCCUCCUCGCCGUCGCCGCCGCCGCCUUGCCCUUCGGCAAGCUCAUCCUCUGCGCGUAGAAGUAGAACAGAGCCUAAUCCAAGUUUUGGGUGAGUUCAAUUUGCUUCCUACUUGCAGGUUCGCAAGCUUCCUCGUGAGUUGAUUCGGGCGAAACGAGAGAGAGGGGAACGCGUGGCUUGUUUGCAUAGGACAGAUCACUGCUUGUGCUCCCAUGAUAAAUUCACAACAUUGUUUUUCUUCGCCGUCAGAGGGCCUACACUUUGUAACAAUUCAUAAUUUCUUUGUAUGAUUAUUAAUUCACAACUCAAAAUGAAACAGAUUUACACAUC
This is a messenger RNA of Lolium perenne, 1163 nucleotides long. RefSeq lists its product as uncharacterized. The record is from RefSeq and is a predicted model, not a curated record. NCBI's taxonomy places the organism in Eukaryota, Viridiplantae, Streptophyta, Magnoliopsida, Poales, Poaceae.